This is a messenger RNA of Neoarius graeffei (lesser salmon catfish), 2581 nucleotides long. RefSeq names its product progesterone receptor membrane component 2 (gene pgrmc2). The record is from RefSeq and is a predicted model, not a curated record. Bases 33 to 632 code for a protein of 199 amino acids. NCBI's taxonomy places the organism in Eukaryota, Metazoa, Chordata, Actinopteri, Siluriformes, Ariidae. The transcript is spliced from 3 exons. Gene Ontology annotation, cellular component: endomembrane system; membrane.
CCUUCCGUGUGGGUCGGGCGCUAGCGUGCAGUAUGGCGGACGAUGGGGACGGGAGGAGCGGAGGCGCGGACAGCAGCGGCGGCGGCCAGGGGGCAACAACAGAAGAGCUGGAUCCAGGGCCCGGCGGCAUGCUUCUCAAUUUCGCCUUGUUAGUUUUGUUCGUGGCCGCCUGCUACAGUGUUUACCGGCGGUGGUUGCGGAGGUCGGGCGCCGGCGCGGGCCGGGGAGACGAGGCCUCGGCUCUGCCCAAGAUGGGCCGGCGGGACUUCACUGUGGAGCAGCUGCGGGAGUUCGACGGCGUGCAGAACCCGCGCAUCCUCAUGGCCGUCAACAUGAAAGUCUUCGACGUGACGAGCGGCAGGAAGUUUUACGGACGCGAGGGGCCAUAUGGGAUCUUUGCGGGUCGGGAUGCCUCUCGUGGUUUGGCUUUGUUUUGCCUGGAGAAAGAUGCACUACGAGAUGAAUAUGACGAUCUGUCAGAUCUCAGCGCUGUUCAGAUGGAGAGCAUCAGAGAAUGGGAGAUGCAGUUUAUGGAAAAAUACGACUACGUUGGUCGCCUGUUGAAGCCUGGUGACGAACCAUCGGAAUACACAGACGAGGAGGACAUAAAGGACCAUCUGAAACACGACUGAUGUGACCAAAGCCUGAGACUCAGACCGCUAGCGUCCAGCCAAUUUGCCCCUUGUAGCCCAAACAUCACUCUUUAGCCCAACAACUCAAAACUAUUGGACCGCUACUAGUCUGUUGGAGUAGAUUCCACAGAUUAUGCGUCUCUUCUCCAAUAUUACAUCCCCAGGCAGGAGUGUCUGUACACCGGCAGCAGAAAGUGUUCAGCAGCGACAGUGCUACAAAAUGGAUGGCUCAGAUAUAGGUCUGUUUGGCAACUUCCUGAUUGGAGCAUUAAAUCUAAACCCUACUUGCUUCAAGGUGUCCCUUUUAUACAAGUUCCAAACUCCUGUGGUUGUUCGUUCUUUCCUCCAUUCAUACCAUGCUUUGUGUGCAUUUUUGUUUUUCCCAGCUCCAGCACACCUGCUUCAUCUCGUCAGCCAAAUAUCAAUCCCUUCUUGAGCUGAGUAAGGUGUGUUUAAGAAGGGAAAAUCAAAAACGUUUGAACUUCCCAGGAUUAGGAUUGAGAACCACUACCAUAUUACUCUUUACUUUCUUUUCUAAAUGUCCCUGUCUGCCACUGUGCUCCAUCAAAGCUCACCCAGAUCUGCUGUACUGGAAAAAGGUGUUAGUCACCCCUCCACAUGUCCCUUCCCCUCCCCGUCCUGCUCCACUGCAGCAACGGGCCUUGGCUUGGUCUUGUAUUCAACUCUAUACACUUGUUCCAUAUGCUCUAAGCCCUUAAUCUGUAUGUUAAAGCAGUCUUGGGUCUUAAAAAAAAAAUCCUGCACAUGUGUGUGUGGACUGGAAAUGUGAAAAGAUGUUAAAAUGUAUGAAACACUGCAAUCCCACAUUUUAAUUCAGUUCUGUUGAUGAGAAACCUUACGCUAAUGGAAUGGUUGGGGGGGGAAUCCAAAACUGGAUCUCAAUUGUGCUCACUUUUCUUUUCUCCCCCUUAACUUCAUUUUAAAUCCACUACAAAUUGAAGUGAUCCAAUUCAAAGGUCAGAUGUUAAUACCAUGAACCAGUUUGAAGUGGGAGUUGUGGGUGUUUUUUUUUUUUUUCAGCAUUACGGAUUUGUUUCCCUUCUUUGGGUAUGGUAUGCACUUUUAGUGCCAUGGCUUAAUCAGUGUGAGUGUACGUGUUUGGUUCAGAUGAGUGAUGAGGGAAAUACUGGGACUCCUGGAUUCUUGCCAUAAAACUCCAACAAUUAUAGUUUUGAAUGCAAAGGGAAAACAACCUGCUUUUGAUCGUGUAAAAUCUUUCGGAUAUCAGCCGAUCCUGUUCCCUUCCAACUCCUUAAAGGAAACUAUGUGAGUAGAAAUUGUGCCUUAUUUGUUUUGCUUUUUCCCCCCAAACAAUUUGCGACAAAAAGAAAUAGAAAGCAAGGAGAAAAUGAAGACCAAACUGUCGCCCCUUUCUCACAUUCUUCUGUUGAUGGUAUUAAAAUAUACUUUUACUAUGUGCCCUUUUAACUAUUAAAACAACGAAAAGGCAUGCUUCACGCUCGAAAGAUCUUUCCCCACCUCAUUGCCACCUUGUACAUAAACUUUACGAAGUAUUCAGUGUUACUGCCAUGUUGCUGUAGUUUAAUGGACUCUGUACUACUGUGUCGUAUCGGCUACGAGUCUGUUCCAUCGUUCAUUCUCUCUCUCUCUUUCUUUAUUUUCUCUGCUGUUCAUUUUAAGUGUGGAAGAAUCAGUAUAAGAUCUUUAUCAGAGACGAGGCAGGGGUGCGAAGGAUUAAACAACUUUUUUUUUUUUUUCUUUUUUUUGGGGGGGAGGGAAGGAGGUGAAAAGAAAACAAGUGGUGGAUGAUGUAAAUAUGUGUCAUUUUAUUGAAGCAUGUUCGACGUAACUGUGAGCUAAUGCUGGUUUCUCCCCACAUCAUGUAUUUAAUUGUCGGGACUGUGUGUGAGAGCGAGAGGAAGAGAUGUGUUGAUGCAUAAACAAAUAAACAGAUUUGGAUAAUAAAA